AUGACUGAUGAAAAAAGGCGUCGUAAUUCUGAGGCGUCAAGUGAUUAUUUCAAACUAGAUGCAACCGCUCUCAAUAAACCACCCGAAGAAGUAUUCGAUAUCGUUGGAAAGCUUGGCGAAGGGUCAUAUGGUUCGGUUCACAAAGCGGUGCACCGUGAGUCUGGUCAUGUUCUAGCCAUCAAGAAGGUACCCGUCGACACGGAUCUUCAAGAAAUUAUCAAAGAAAUUAGCAUUAUGCAACAGUGUGAUAGUAAAUAUGUUGUUAAAUAUUAUGGAUCUUAUUUUAAGAAUUCUGAUUUAUGGAUUGUUAUGGAAUAUUGUGGUGCCGGUUCAGUAUCAGAUAUUAUGCGCUUACGAAGGAAAACACUGAACGAGGCUGAGAUUGCAGCUGUGACAAGAGAUGUUCUGAAAGGACUUCGAUAUCUGCAUGAUUUGAAGAAAAUUCAUCGCGAUAUUAAGGCUGGCAAUAUUUUAUUGAAUACCGAGGGACAUGCGAAAUUGGCUGAUUUUGGAGUGGCCGGUCAGCUGACGGAUACAAUGGCAAAGAGGAACACAGUGAUAGGUACUCCAUUUUGGAUGGCUCCAGAGGUGAUUCAGGAGAUUGGUUAUGACACGAAAGCGGAUAUUUGGUCAUUAGGGAUAACGUGUAUGGAAAUGGCUGAAGGAAGACCACCACACGCCGAUAUACAUCCCAUGAGGGCGAUAUUCAUGAUUCCAACAAAACCUCCACCUGUUCUCAAGAACCCUGAGGAAUGGUCGAUUCACUUUGUCGAUUUCAUUGCUAAUUGUCUCAUCAAGAAUCCUGAGGAUCGAAAGCUUGCAAAGGAACUUCUCGACCACUCAUUUAUUGUGAACGCUCCUCCAUCGACAGUUCUACAAGAAAUGAUUGAAGAUGCACGUUCCAUCUCUGCCAGUUGUAAUGACGAAAAUGAGGCCGGUGAGGGAACGAUGAUACGUGGUGUUGAUACAGGCGAUGAUAUGGGUGAUGUCGACGAUGCCACUUUGAUACAACACGAUGUCCCAUAUGCGCUCGCCGAUCGUCUACCAGUACAAAUGCCCACAGCCACCACAACCAGCACAUCAACAACAUCAGAUUCAAUUGCCUCACAGCUGCAGUCAGUACGUCUCUCCGAAUUACCUCCGCCAGGUGGUACUACCCACGUUCUUGGAAUCCAGCAGAAUAAUUUGUACAGUCAAGGGUCGAAUGAGCACGACAUGUUCAACGGACAACUGGAACAAGCAUAUUACGUGAAUGAUAAAAUAAUCGAGCAACAGAAUAAUUUGGCACAGCAGCCGAAAAACAUGUUAUUAUCAAAUAUGGCCAUGGGAUCGGGUCCGGUCGGUGCACCAGACACAGUUUCAUCGAGUGACGAUUCGUCAUUUGUGAACACCUCUGUUUUUGAUGCACCUUUCAAUAACAUGUCGGCUGAUGGAGAUUAUAGUUUUCUUUCUGAAUUGCCCUUAGAAGAAUUGAUUAGGAGGAAGGCGGGUCUUGAGGCAGAAAUGGACAUUGAGCUGCGAGAACUGCAAAUACGAUAUCAAACAAAACGGCAACCGAUUCUCGAUGCUAUUGAAAACAAGAAGAGUAAAACACCAGCUCACUUCUGA
Molecule: messenger RNA, 1608 nt
Organism: Anisakis simplex (herring worm)
Lineage: Eukaryota; Metazoa; Nematoda; Chromadorea; Rhabditida; Anisakidae
Source: the annotation of a GenBank genome assembly